Molecule: messenger RNA, 1532 nt
Organism: Octopus bimaculoides (California two-spot octopus)
Lineage: Eukaryota; Metazoa; Mollusca; Cephalopoda; Octopoda; Octopodidae
Molecular function (GO): calcium ion binding
Source: RefSeq, a predicted model, not a curated record
ACAAUGAAUGCUUGGAGAAUAAUCCGUGCCAUCCUUCGGCAUUUUGUCGCAACACUCAGGGGUCCUACGAGUGUGGAUGUAAACGUGGUUACAGAAUGAUCGAUGGAAAAUGUGUGGAUUUCGACGAGUGUGCGAUGCGACCCUGUUUUCCCUCCGGUACUUGUUACAAUACUCUAGGAUCCUACAAAUGUGUUUGUAAAACUGGAUACCAAAGAAAUAACAGCAGAUGUAUUGACAUCAACGAGUGUGCAAGCAAUCCGUGUUCUUCCAGUGGUCGAUGUCUCAACACUCGAGGAUCCUACCUUUGUAUAUGUAACCGCGGAUACCGAAUGGAAAACAACAAAUGUGUUGAUGUCAACGAAUGUUUAUGGAAACCUUCCCCCUGUCCAUCUACUGCUUCCUGUUAUAACACCCCGGGAUCCUACAAUUGUGACUGUAAAUUUGGGUACAAAGUGGAUGAGACGACAAAGAAAUGCGUAGAUAUCGACGAAUGUCAGAAUAAAGGAAUCUGCAACCAAACAUGUACCAAUACACCCGGCUCCUACGUUUGCUCUUGUGCUAAAGGUUUUCAAAUAUUUAUGAAUCGUUACUGUGUGGACAUCGACGAAUGUAGGUGCAACAAUGGUGGAUGUCCUUUCCCUCUCAAAUGUGUUAAUACGCCUGGAUCUAACUAUUGCGAUUGCCCGGAUAGGUUUGCACGGAGAGGGAGUCUGUGUCAUCUGGCACCGAGUGCAAACCUCAACUCUACUCUCCCAACGAAUAAAACUGUUAUAUCAAGAAUGAAGCUGCCAGUAAAUAAAACAUCUUUGACGCCACCUGGAAGUAGCUGAAACAAUUGGCGAGAUGGCCAUUAAUGGAAUGCUUAUCACUUGUUCUUUUCCACGAUUCUUCUCAAUCGAAGUUGACAUGCUAUCUAACCAACAUCAAUGACUAUACCAGUUACUACUAUCUAUAUUAUACAUUACAUAAUGUAGUCCUAGAUACACAUAGUCUAAACCAGUGCUUCUCAACCACUUUUUACCUAAGGACCCGUUUCGUUCCUAUUUUACUUAAUGGAUCCAUAUAGCUAUUGAUUUUUGUUUUCUUUUAAAAUCUUAUUUUUAUUAUUAAAUAUUGUUAGGAAGUGCAUUACAAGCUUAAAAUAUUUUGUGUGAUAUAGGAACAUUACCAAUUUAUUGCACAUGAAUUUUAACAAGAAAUUCUUAUAUGGAUCCUCAAAGGCCACAUGAACCCCGGCUGAGGAGCACUGGUAUAAACCUUCACUAGCUGGUAAUAAGACACCGGCUUACACAGAACAUUGGAAACAUAAUCACCAGUCAAUUUUAAACCACUCAGAGCAAGAUACCUCUAUGGGGUCACAUCCAUAGCAGGUUAUCUCAUCUCUGGUGACCUUCAUAUGACUCGGGUCAUCUCCAUAUUACGUGAUCAUCACAUCAGGACAUCAUCACACAAGGUCACAUGAUGACAAUCCUAUCAUCCCACUAUGUCACUUAUACACUACAUCAUUGUUGUAUUUUUUAUCAUUUCGUUAA